Messenger RNA from Athalia rosae (coleseed sawfly), 1571 nucleotides. RefSeq names its product syntaxin-16 (gene Syx16). Gene Ontology annotation, cellular component: SNARE complex; membrane; endomembrane system. The transcript is spliced from 6 exons. Gene Ontology annotation, molecular function: SNAP receptor activity; SNARE binding. Lineage: Eukaryota; Metazoa; Arthropoda; Insecta; Hymenoptera; Athaliidae. The record is from RefSeq and is a predicted model, not a curated record. The coding region runs from base 560 to 1552 and encodes 330 amino acids. Gene Ontology annotation, biological process: vesicle fusion; vesicle-mediated transport; intracellular protein transport.
UCAUGCGUCAUUCUGCGGCGAACAUCUACAGUAGCAUUCGUGUAGCCAACAAUCACAACAAACGUCCAACAAUUGAUUGGGUGAAAAAAAACUCCGAAAAUCGAUCUUCGCCGGCCAACUUCACAGCGGUCAAGCACUCCCUUAAGGCCCUCAAGAGAGAAAUCGGACACCUCACCAGCAUUUGUGACAAAAUUGAAUGUGAUAAAGUCAGAGUAUCAAGCCCGGAAGUGUCUAGAUUCGCCCCAGCGAAUCGUUGGAAACCAGAUUAUGGAUCCCCUGAGACAGUUCACUUAAAAAUCGACAAAUCUCCCAGAAUCUAUACUCCGAAAUUUUAUUCCAGACACCGCACGGAUACCCUCGGUGCCUUAGAUCUGCGUCCAUGCGUAGAACCAUCGUAGAACGGGAAAAACGCAACUGAUAAUUUGUGUACUCUAAUGUACGUACACCAUGGGAUAGCAGCGUGCAAUCACGAACAGACGACGGAAUCCAACACGUUCACACAAUAUUUUAUUCAAUUGAUCGGAUAAUUCAACAGUUGUUGUCUAAUACAUUUUUGAAAAUGGUCACCCGUAGUCUGACAGAACCGUUUAUUCUAAUGCGUAACAAUGCUUCGCAAACCCGGCAUAUUUACUCUGAACAGAAUUCGUCGGAUAGAACGGCUUUAGUCGGCCUAGAGUCUGCAGCUAUAGGUGAAGUUGAAUUAGGCAGCUUGAAUUGGGAAGAUCAUAUUUCACCAGCUUGGUCAGAUGCCUUGGAAGAAACACAAUAUAUCCUCAGUAGACUAAGAACCAAACUAGCAGAGCUUAAAGAGGUCCAUGCACGGCAUUUAACUCGCCCAACUUUAGAUGACACCUCUAAGGAUGAGAGAUUAAUGGAACAACUGACUAGGGAAAUGGGACGAGCGUUUACUAGCGGUCACCGGCAAGUGCAGCUCGUCAAAACGGCUGCGAAACAGGGAAACAGAGCCAGUGACCGACGCCUAGCUGCCAGUGCAGCCAUUGCUCUUUCUUCAGCAUUACAGGAGCUGGGAUUGUCAUAUCGAACAGCACAGAACCAUUACUUACAGCAGCUGAACUCGAGGGAAGAAAGAAGCCGCCAAUACUUUUCAGAUGAUCAAGAGUUUCUCUCCAUCGAACCUUUGGAUUCUUGGGCUACCGAUAUGAAGUUUGCACAUGUUAGCAGCGGGAGUGGAAGCAGCUGUGAUCAACAACACAUGAACCAAAUGCAGCAGGAAAUUCUUUUACAUUUCGAUGAUGAGCAGAGGACAAGGCAAGCAAAGAUGAGAGAACAGGAAGUUGUACAUAUCGUGCAAAGUAUCGCUGAACUGAACCAUAUAUUUAAGGAUCUCGCACAUAUGGUACAAGACCAGGGCAGCAUAUUGGAUAGGAUAGAUUACAACGUUGAACAAACCCAGGCGCAAGUCCAAGAAGGUUACAAACAGCUGAAGAAAGCUGAUUCUUAUCAACGGGCGAAUCGUAAACUGUACUGUAUAAUGGUACUAACAGUUGCAAUCAUAUUUGUCUGCUUACUAUUUGUCAUAUUAAAGACAUAGUGUGUUGAAUAGGACAAGA